Caenorhabditis angaria is the source of this 2501-nucleotide messenger RNA. The record is from the annotation of a GenBank genome assembly. NCBI's taxonomy places the organism in Eukaryota, Metazoa, Nematoda, Chromadorea, Rhabditida, Rhabditidae.
AUGGGUUUACCAGAUGUUCCGACUUUGAAUGUGAUACAAUUGGGUUUCGGAUUUUUGACCAAUUUUUUUGCGUUCAAUUCACAAGGUGAGUGAAAACGUGGUUGGUCAAUAUGAUAACGGGAGGUUUUUUGAGUACAAGUUUUAUGAGUUUCGGGUUUCGAAUUUUGCAACAUUAAAUAAUUUGAUAAUGAGAAUCGAUUAUUUGAGAAUCUGAUAACAGUGUUCUCCAACAUAUCAAAAUAAAAAAUGAAGGAAAUCAAAUGUGGAAAGCUUUUCCAAAUAUAAUUGUAGGAACUUUAUUUUGUUGAUCCAGUUUCCAAUAGAAAUAGAAAUGUUUUUUUUUUAAUUUUUUCAAGAAAAUGAAAAAGAUUUCAUAUAAAAGUAGCUCCGUGCAUUUUCCAAAUUAUCGAAAUUAUUUCCAAUCCAUUCCAACAAUAAAUCUCAAUGUCAGCAGAAAAACAUUGAAAAUUUUCUCAACACCAAACUACAAAACCAAAAACAUUCAUCUAGCUAGCUCAAACUAAAUAUAUCUUCCCCCUUAUUCAAUAUAGUAUAAGAACUGUUUAUCUCUCUUUCUUUCUCUCUCUCUCUCUCUCUCUCUCUCUGCAUUGCUACAUUAUUAUUUUUUUAGAAUUUCGCGGUUCAUUCUCAUAUUUGAUAGGCGUCGUUUUAAAAAUCAUUUUUAUAAUCUUUUCAAUUUUAUUUUUUAAAUUUUAAUGAAAUUUUAUCAACGUAAAAAACCGUUUUUAUCUCGUGAAUUAUCCAAUCGGCAAUAAAAAUCAAAUGAAUUUUUAAAUUUAAGAAAUGGCGAGUUCUGAAAACUUGUCCACCCACUAAAAUACUUCAAUUUUUUAUCAUUCCAGGUUUCAUCGAAGAAGCCGUAAUUGACAGUGCAUCAAAUAAUGGAAAAAUCGACAAACAUGCGGGAUAUUUGAGUCUAGCCAUAAUUUAUGCAGUCUUCACGCUAGGAAAUUUUGUGGCCGCACCAAUCGUUGAUAUUUUAUCACCAAAAUGGGCAAUGUUUUUCGGCGCAUUGUGCUAUGCAAUUUUUCAAGUCGGAUUCUUAUUUUUGAAUGAAACAUAUUUAUAUAUCUCAAGUGCUGUGUUAGGAUUUGGUGCUGCUAGUAAGUGAUUUGUUAUAAAAUUUAAAUAAGACAUUAUCAAAAUGAAUAUUUUCCAGUUAUUUGGACGGGUCAAGGAUCAUAUUUAUCACAAAAUUGUACAAAGGAAACAGCAAGUAGAAAUAGUGCAAUGCUUUGGGGAAUGUCUGAAAGCUCACUUUUAGCCGGUGGCUUGUUUUUAUUCAUUGUUUUCACUACAACCGGGUCAGCUGAUCAUAUUCCCACUGAAACUGUGAGUUUUUCUCUUUUAAUUUUUCAACAUUGAGCUUUUUUUUCAGAUAAAUAUUUUAUACUCGGUAUUCUUCAUUUUAUCUCUUCUCGCAGCUUUAAUAUUUGCAUUAUUACGACAACCAGCUUAUCCAGAAAUUAAGGAUAAAACGAGUUAUGUGAAACUUAUGGCAUCAACUUUCGAAUUAAUGUUCACCAAAAGAAUGUUCAUUUUGGCGUUUGUUUUUGCUUAUACGGGAAUUGAGCAAUCUUUUUGGACUGGAAUUUAUCCAACUUGUAUUUCUUUUACAAAGAAACUUGGGACUAAUACAAAUGCGUUGCUUGCCUUGAACUCUAUUUGUACUGGAUUCGGGCAAACUGCAGGUGACUGAAAUAUUGAAUUACUCAAGAGAUUUUUAUUCUGCAAUAUUGAAAAAAAAUACUAAAAAAUUGUAAUCUUUUUUCAGCUGGAUUCUGUUUCGGUUUGAUGGGAGACCGCAUGAGAAAGAUUGGACGUGAUUCAAUAGUUCUACUUGGCACAAUUGUUCACCUUAUUGUUUUCGUCUUAUGUUAUAUCAAUUUUCCAGCCGAUGCAUCAUUGAAAAAAACCAACGAUUCUGCACUAAUUGAACCAAAGUGAGUGUCAAAAUUAAUAAAAUACUUUUUCAAAUUAUCAUCCGAAAUUAUAUUUUUCAGUGUUGCGAUUGUCCUAAUAACAGGUGCUCUUCUGGGUUUCGGAGAUGCUUGUUGGAAUACUCAACUAUAUUCAUAUCUUGUUGAUUCUUAUCCUGAUAAAAGUGCGCAAGCUUUCGCUUUAUUCAAGUUCUACCAGGUAAUUUUUCGGUAAUUUGAUGUCGUAAACAUGAAAUAACAAUUUUUAGUCCGCUCUCUCGUGUGCUGCAUUUUUCUACUCACCAAUUCUCCAACUUCAAUGGCAUCUUCUGAUUCUUGUGAUAACUUCAAUCAUUGCUGCAAUCGGAUUUUUCAUAGUUGAACGCAUAUCAAAAAACGCAAUUUACGAUUCUCAAGAAAUUCAUAAAAUUCAGUAUACAAUGACUGAAAUUGAAAGUAUGAUUUUUUUUCAAAAAAAAAUUGAAAAUUUGUGAAAAAAAUUCAUUUUUUUCAGAUUCAUCUUCAAGUGUAAAACAAGCGGAUCCUGAAAUGUUGUAUUAA